AUGACCAGCAUGGUCGAUAUUCCAUGGCCGCCAAAAUCACCGCGGGAGGCUCUUUUGAGUAGCCCGAGUGGCCGCAAACGCCUGGAAGAACUGCAGCGUCGUCAAGGAAACCCCGGCUCGCCAUUGAAGCGCUCCGUCACGACCCCCGAUUUACGAUCCAAGGCAGCACAGCUCCUGAGCGACCGCAUGGACGACGACGAAGAUGAGGACGAGGAUGAGGAGACAUUGAAACUGAAAUUGGCCGCCAUUGAGGCUCGCCUCAAGCUGAAACAGCUUCAGAAGAGUCGCGCAAAGUCCGGAACUCCAGCACACGCCGCACAAGACGGAGACAAUGCUCUUGUCCGACCUUCGUCGGCAGUGAGCUACUCAUCGCAGUCACAGACCCACGUCUCUCGAAGCAGAACUGAGCGGAGGAUCCAACACGACAUCGCUCUGGACGACGUGCAGGUUCCGCUCUCACCAACACGACGGCCGACGGCCCCGGCGGAUCCAGUAUCCCCACGGAGAUUUAUCUUGGGUAUUGAUAAAGGUCUCAAAUCAAGGGACGUGUCUCUGAAGCGACCUCCAAGUUCGCGAAGCACUGGCCAGUCACUUGCGACGAAUGGCAACAGGACAUCGACUGGUCGCGACGGCUAUGUCUCACACUCGAACAAGCUUCUGCAGACAGUCACUGCGGAUCAUGAAUACGGCCGCCCGAAGAGCUUCAGCGAGCGCAUGGCCGAGAGUCGCUCGGAGGAAAAGGCCCGGAAGGAUCGAGUUGAACGGGCUGAGCGCAUUCAAGCCAGCCGGAGCACGGCGUUUCACAUCGACAAAAAUGAAGUCGAAGCGUUGAAAGCGGCUGCGGAAGCGAGGAAGGACGAAACCCCCCGGUCACCCGUACGCAGCAGGCAGACCGAAAGUUUCAGUCGGGAAGACGUCCUGCGGUCUUAUGGCAAGCUCAAGCCAUCCUUGAAACGGAGCCAGACCCUCCCCAGUGUACGGCCUCAGGACAUCGAUGCGGAACACAAGGAGUCAAAACCGUACUUGCACAGGCGAAAUCUCAAGUCGGAAUCUCAAGCACAUGCCUCUUUGCUGGGAAGCUCCCAGCACAACGCUACGGAUGACUCCCAGGGCGAGAACGGUGGUGAUUCAUCGAAAUUUGAAGCAUUCUCUGGCUUGCACUUGUCGAAUCGGAUUCUGCCCCAUUCAUUCCUCACGCGGACGCUCGAGGACAAGAAGGUUCUCCGUAUUCCAGAUCUUCUUCGAACCAUCAAAGCACCGAACUUCGAACUGCCGGAAGACAUCGACACAGACUACGUCGUUUUCGGCAUUGUAGCAUCCAAGUCCGAGCCCAGACAAGUCAAAUCGAGCAAGAAUGUCUCACAGAAGGAGGCCGACCCCUUCGACGACGGUCUCAACAACACCAACUCAUACAUGGUCAUCACCCUGACCGACCUCAAAUGGACCAUAGAUCUUUUCCUUUUCGAGACUGCCUUUCCGCGAUACUACCGGAUCUCUGAGGGGAUCCUAGUUGCGAUUCUGAACCCUACAAUAAUGCCACCUCCCAAAAACAAGCUGGAUACGAACAAAUUUAGCCUCGCUAUCUCUUCCUCCGACGACACCGUUCUCGAAGUCGGGUACGCUCAAGACUUGGGAUUCUGCAAAGCCACCAGAAAAGACGGCAAGACGUGUCAUGCAUGGGUCGAUGGACGCAAGACUGAAUUCUGUGAUUUUCACGUUGAUCUGCAAGUCCGCAAGACCCAAGCUGGGCGGAUGGGAGUGAACAAUGGACCAGGCAUGUACGGGCCUGGCGGACGUUCUGGCUCCCGUACUGGUUACUUCGCGGGCGGCGGUCAUGACGGCGUGAAACGACCCGGGCCACGAAACGGACUUAAGCCGACCGGCGCUCAAUAUGACAGCGGAUCGCAGUCCGUUUUCUAUGUCGCGCCUGCGCCGAAGACUUUCAACAGAGGUGGCCUGGGUAGUGGAAAUGUUCACCGUAACCAGCAUUCCCUGGGCCAGUCUGCAGCUAGCCUGAUCGAUGCUGAUACGGACGACCCUUUCAUCGCCGCAGGUCGAAUGGGACGUGGGAGAGACAGCAAAGAAGAGCGGUUCCGCAAACGCCUUGCAGAUAAACAGCGCGAGAAAGAUAUCACUGAAAAGCUCAUCACCCGGACCAGCGGCGUAGGGGCAGAGUACCUCCGUGCUCGAGGUAAUGACCAUGUUGUUCCUGCUUCGCGUCCCAGCGAUGCCUCAAAAAUCCAAUCACGCAAGGCCGGGGACAAGGACUCCGCAGUUGCUUCCCUUGGUCUUGCCAGUCUGCGCAAAGCAGCAGCCGUCAACCUCAGCCCUUUAAAACGCGCACAUGACGGCGGUGGCAGCGACAGAUCGCACGGCAGCAGUGCCGUCAAGAAAACUCGCUUCAUCACCUCUCAUGGUAUCAAGGAAGCUGGGAGGGACAGUUUGGGCGGGAAAUUAGAAAUGGUAUCCACGAACGUUCAUGAUGACGACGACGAUGAAUUGGACAUCAUCUGA
Messenger RNA from Aspergillus aculeatus ATCC 16872, 2514 nucleotides. Its product is annotated as Mcm10/DnaG-type zinc finger protein. Gene Ontology annotation, biological process: DNA replication; DNA replication initiation. Gene Ontology annotation, molecular function: single-stranded DNA binding; DNA replication origin binding. The transcript has 2 exons. Lineage: Eukaryota; Fungi; Ascomycota; Eurotiomycetes; Eurotiales; Aspergillaceae. The record is from RefSeq and is a predicted model, not a curated record. The coding region runs from base 1 to 2514 and encodes 837 amino acids. Gene Ontology annotation, cellular component: replication fork protection complex; nucleus.